Leptopilina heterotoma is the source of this 1139-nucleotide messenger RNA. RefSeq names its product signal peptidase complex catalytic subunit SEC11A (gene twr). The record is from RefSeq and is a predicted model, not a curated record. Lineage: Eukaryota; Metazoa; Arthropoda; Insecta; Hymenoptera; Figitidae. Bases 157 to 699 code for a protein of 180 amino acids. Gene Ontology annotation, cellular component: membrane; signal peptidase complex. The transcript has 4 exons. Gene Ontology annotation, molecular function: serine-type endopeptidase activity.
UUAUUUAUUCAGGUGAAUUGCUUGGACUUCACUGAUUGGAUGCCUCUUGUGUAGUAGUUGAUUUUUUAGGUUAACCAUAAGUUGUUUAUUAAAAUUGUAAUAAUUAACAUUAUAUAUUUCAGUUUCUAAUAAAAUAAUUAAUAUAAAUUAGCAAUCAUGUUACAAAGUGCGCUUGAUGAUUUGAAACGUAUGAAUAAACGUCAGUUUCUCUAUCAGGUAUUAAGUUUUGGAAUGAUAGUUUCCUCGGCUUUAAUGAUAUGGAAAGGUUUAAUGGUUGUGACUGGUAGCGAAAGUCCGAUUGUAGUUGUUUUGAGUGGUAGUAUGGAACCAGCGUUUCAUCGGGGAGAUCUUUUAUUCCUAACAAAUUACGAAGACGAACCUGUUCGUGUAGGUGAAAUUGUGGUGUUCAAGAUUGAAGGUCGUGAAAUUCCGAUAGUCCACAGAGUCCUCAAACUUCACGAAAAAAAUGAUAAAAAUAAGACAGUGAAAUUUUUAACCAAAGGUGAUAAUAAUUCAGUCGACGACAGAGGUCUUUACGCACCAGGUCAAUAUUGGCUGAGUCGUAAAGAUGUAGUUGGAAGAGCACGAGGAUUUCUUCCCUAUGUAGGAAUGGUUACAAUUUUCAUGAACGAAUAUCCAAAAUUGAAGUAUGCUAUAUUAGCAUUUCUUGGUCUUUACGUUUUAAUACAUAGAGAAUAAAAAAAGAUUUAUAAGAUUAAUUUUCUAAUUAGUGAAUAAAAACUCGCCCAAUCAUUUAUAUAUAUAUGUAUAUAUAUGCAUUUUUUUUUCUUAUAAAAUUAGAGUGUGAUCUCAUAAUGAAUGUAAAAACAAAAGCAAGAUGAAAAUAUUUGUUAAUUUCUUUUUUUUUAAUUCAUACAUCAGUUUUUUUGUUUAAUAUCAAAAAUGUAAUGUAAUCCAAAUUCUUGUAUUCGUAUAUUGUUCUUAAAUCACUCAGUAAAAAAUUUUCAUAUAAACAUUCCUUCUAAGUGAUUUAAAGACAAAUUUUUCACAAGACGAUUUAAAUGUUUGUUUCUUUUUCGCAAUUUAUUUAUUAUUCAAAAUUUGGUGAAUAAAUCUCCUCUUGUAUUAUAAUUAAUCCUUGAAAAUGUUAAAAUAAAAUCAUGAUUUAUAUUUUAAAA